CAGUCCCCUCCCAAAACCUCACACUCCUUCUCUGCUCGCUCAUUCUCCGCACUCACUCCACGCAUGAAGCCCUCUGACUCUUUCAACGCUACCAUGGACAUCACUCAUGCAUUCCACCACAACAUCAGCGCGAGGAGCGAAGUAAACAUGUUUGAACAACUGCCGACAGAGAUAUUAUGCACCGUCCUCGAGUAUGUUGUUGAACCCGGCGAGGACAGACUCUCGGCGAGCGACGACGGGGAUGGCCCCAAAGCAGGCAACUCACUGCAGUACUGGUAUUUAGAUCCGAAUCGGUCACUGCUCCGCCUAGUAUGUCGCUCUUGGAACCAGACCAUCCUAGCCAUGGCCAGGGAAAUGAACAUCAAGCUUAGUGCCGACGAGUCCAUGAAGACCCUGUUGGAUUCUGUCGCCGCAAAUAACAAGUCAGCAUCGUUUGUCAAGGACACUACCACUCAACAUCGAUCAGCAUCAACUGCUCAAAGCUCUAGCUACCAAAGAAGCGGUGCGCCUGAAAGCAGCGGUAACUCGAACAGCAACAAUCCAACUCGGAGGGCCACAGCAGGAGGAAGUAGUCGCACACUAAGGCGAUCGGCCCGACUCAGGGAGGCAUCAGCAGCCAACUCACUCGCUAGAUCAGACGCGCCUUCAUCAUCGACACCUUCAUCUCAUUCGCGUUCGACCGUAGAUUGGACCUUCCCAUAUUCUGCGACAGACAGCGGCUCGCGACUGAGAUUGAACUUUAGCAGAGGGCUAGCAGCAUCCCACGGCAUACAGUCUGAUCGCCAUCCGCGAUUAUUUCGGCACAUCAUUCAAGAACAGCGCGAACGCCGACGCAUAGCUAAGCAAAAUCAUAUUCCAAUCCAAGGAUUCUACUGCGCGGUUCCGAAGCAACCAAUUUCGGCCGACGGCACUGGAGCUGGAACAAGCAGCCAGCACGCAGAGCUCAAAAUGAAUCCCUGGACCUGCCCACCUUUCAUCAGCUCGCUCUGUGUUGAAGGAAAUAUGAGUCGCUCGAUGGAUCCCAAAGAGGAGGUCGUGAUUUCUGCCAGCUAUUCAGGAAUCAACCCGCGACCGGGCGGAGGGGCCAUCGACUGUCUUUCAAGCACGCCACACUACCGCAUGAACGAGAGAGAACAUGGAUCCAUGCUUGACCACUGGCUCCGAGCUGCAGUUCCACAAGGUCUGACCUCGUUUUCGAUCUCUCGAUCAGCCGAUUUCGGAAUAAAUGGGCUGCUUUCGCUUCCAAAGACUUUGAAGACCCUGAAAAUCAGCCGAUGCCCAAGAGUGACGGGUGGCACUCUUAUGACAGGAUUUUGGCAUUUGGCCAACCUGACGUCGCUGACAAUAUGUUCCGAUAUUAUGUUCACGGACGAGAGUUUCACAAUUGCGCUGAGUUCAUUGGAGCAUCUCCGUCAUGUCAUCUAUAUCUACCCCUGCGACCCUAUCCAACCUGCCUGGCGAGAUCUGUUCCGCUAUUGCUCCUCAUGCGAGCUCUAUCAUCGUCGAGUCACAACAAAAACAUAUCGACGUAGUUUGCUGAUGCCGGAGCUGCCUUCUCAAAUUCAAGAUUUUACGUUUGAGAUGGACGAACCAAGGUUCCAGCAUAUACGACUUGACACCUUUGAGCCCGACCACCAUGGAUUUGGCCGCACAGACAAUGCAAAAUUCUCUCUUAGUUUAUGGAAAGCUGGGGCGGUCUCGGAUACUGCCAAUAUCGCAUCUUGUCAGAUGAAUGACUGGUGCGGAUUUGAACUUUCAGGGAGUGAAUUGCGCUCAUGGUGGCCCGAAAACCUGACACGGCUCGAUCUUUCCAAGUCUGUAGUCACCGAUGGGCGCUUUGACGUGCCUUCUCGACUGGAGGAGCUGAUCAUGUCUUACCCUCUCGAGCCAAACGAGAUCAUAGUGGAUGAGUCACCAGUCAAGUUCGAGGAAGACAAGCAGUGGUUUCCAUCGAGUCUGACAACGCUUGAGGUACGCGGAGCGCCCUAUCAUGUGUCGUGUGAGAUGCAGGAAAGCCCCACAGAAAAGGUCACUAUGUGGAUGGCAUAUAUCAACAAGAUGCUGAAGAAGGUUCCGCGUCAACUUGAACACCUUACGAUAAGCAGCUUCCAGAUCCCGGAUGCCGACGCAAUGACUCUGAUGAAGGAUCGUGUUCAGAAGACACUCAAGACCUGGAAGGUUCGACUGUUGUGUCCCCAGAGACCAAAGCAAGGAGGAUUCUCCACAUCCCAACUGUACUCGCCUAUCAUCUAUGUGGAUGAAUCUAGUGACGAGGAGGGGCGGGAUUUUACAGCAAUCUCUUCUGAUGAUUAUGAUUCAGACGACUCGGAUGACUCGGAGGCGAGUUUUUAUGUCCCGGAAGGUCCUAUUUCUAGACGAAUACAGCGAGCGCUUUAUCAUCAGGGUGUCAACAGUGCGCGAGCGGCCUUGCGACAGUUUGUGGAUGCUGCUACGGCAGAGCAGUACGAUGUGACACCGGUCAUGCUGCGAGAAGCCAUCAGAGGUAUGAGCGUUCUGGAGAGGUUAGAUGUAGAGGUCAACUACCAGCACUACCGGUCCUGUCGCGCGAUGUGGAAAGGCAACCUGGGGCUUUCAGAGUCGACGUCAUCUGCUGCUAAGCGAGGUGUACGAGGAAAGGAGGCCGGCAUUUCAAAUGACUCGGUUGCAGACAUUGAUAAUGAGGACGGUAUAGCUAAGCAUGAAGGGUAUAGAAGCAAAAGGCAGAGGAUUGGAAAGAUGGCAAGCUCAUUUACAUUCAGCGCUUCUACUAGCAUGGCCAAUAACUUCAGGACUGCAGACACUGAGGGAUGCGAGGAAGUAGCUCGUCCAGAAAAAAAGGACAGGAAGGGCAAGGGUAGAAAGGUGGAGUGCGACGACGAUCGACCUAGACCCAUCACUGUCAGCGAAAGCAAGAGGCCCUGGGAAGAGGAUAGUGAGAUCGAGGACAGUUCAAGCCAGCAGGACUUUGCACUUAACCAGUUGAUGGGACAUGGAAAAAUGGGCCGGCGUCCGAAGACUGAAAUCCGGUACUGGAACAACUCGUGCUGUGGCAAGCGAUGCCUUGGCUGGAUCCGUAUGCACGAUAAUUAGAAGAAUCUUUAGGCUCUAGUGGCACCGUGUUAGCCUAGGAGGAGAUUACCGGAUGCCUUAUUCUAUACAUUUGAGCCCUGUUUGUGAUUUCUCAUGACAAGUUUUGAUCUUUUGUGAUAGCCCUUCAAUAAAGCAAACUCGAUGAAUAUAGUCGAGUAAUUACCGCUUCGGCUCUCAAUUUGGCGCAUAUGCGUCAUUUUCAAUGCCGUUUUUGCCAGGAAUAGAAAACCGGGCCAUGUGGACAUGAG
This is a messenger RNA of Gamsiella multidivaricata, 3338 nucleotides long. RefSeq lists its product as uncharacterized. The record is from RefSeq and is a predicted model, not a curated record. The transcript is spliced from 4 exons. The coding region runs from base 64 to 3090 and encodes 1008 amino acids. Lineage: Eukaryota; Fungi; Mortierellomycota; Mortierellomycetes; Mortierellales; Mortierellaceae.